AGGAGGAGGAAGAGGAGGAGGAGGAGCCGCGGCGCUCUGCCUGUGCGCCGGCCGCCGCUCGCUGGCUUUCCGGCCAUGAGCCCCCCGGUGCCGGGGGGCCCGGGGCGGGCGGGCGGUGGGCGCUGAGCGGGGAGCGAUGGCGAGGGCGGGGGGCGGCGGGUGCCGCAAGGAGGCUGCGGGCUGGGAGGGCGACGAGGGGCAGUGCGACUCCGGCAUCGAGUCCCUGCGCUCGCUGCCCGGCGGCCGGGACGCCCCGGCCGGCGUCGAGCCCCCGGUGUCCGCCGAGGAGCCCCCCGCGGAGAAGCGCCCCGCCGAGGAGCCCCCCGCCGAGGAGCGCCUGGACUCCAGCUACGGCUCCGGAGCCCUCCCCGAGGCGCUGCCCCGGCUGCCGGCAGCCUGCAGGGCCGAGGAGCCGCCGCCGCCAGCCGAGGGGCUGAGCCAGAGGCAGCUGGAGGCGCUCACCUUCGUCUCGGAGGAUGGCGACACGUUGGUUCACCUGGCCAUUAUCCACUGCGUCCCCGAUGUGGCUCUCUGCUGCAUUGCUCAGCUGCCCAGAGAGGUGCUGGAGAUCCAGAAUGACCUUUUCCAGACCCCGCUGCACCUGGCCGUGUACCUGGAGCAGCCCAGCGUGGUCAAGGCGCUGAUGCACAAGGGGGUCAACCCGGGGCUGCAGGACCGCAACGGCAACACCCCGCUGCACCUGGCCUGCGAGCAGCAGCGCCUCUACUGCGCCCAGCAGCUGCUGCAGGGCACGGCCGAGCCCCCCGAGCACCACCAGGACCUGCAGCUCCAGAACUGGCAAGGCCUGGCCUGUCUGCACAUCAGCACCCUGAAGGGGAACAUCCAGAUGAUGUCCCUGCUGCUGCAGAGCGGUGCCAACAUCGACGUGCAGGAGGGCACGAGCGGGAAGACCCCGCUGCACCUGGCGGUGGAGUGCCACAACCGCAGAGCCGUCCAGUUCCUGCUGCACAACGGAGCCUACGUGGACGCCCAGAUGUACAACGGCUGCACCCCGCUCCACCUGGCCGUGGGCCGCAAGGACGCCGCCAUCGCCGCCAUCCUCUCGCACUCCGGGGCUGACACCCUGCUGAGGAACAUGGAGAACGAGACGGCCCAGGACCUGGCUGACGGCAACGACGACCUCCUCGCCCUGCUGCCCUUCGACGACCUGAAGAUCUCGGGGAAGCCCGUCGUGUGCUCGGAAUGAGCGGCUGGACUCCUCGGCCCGGCGGGCAGCCUCCUCGCCCCGCGCUGUUGCCCUGAUGCCCGCCGGGACCUCGUCUGCCCGCAGUGCGGUGGGCGCGGAGCCAUGCUGGGAGACGUUUUACCCUCCCAGGAGAGAAGUGUUGUUGGCCUCAGGCUAUCUUCCUGGACGGCGGGAGGUGGCACCACGAGCACUACACAGGGAAGGCUUUUUUUUUUCUAGGCUUUGUGCCCAGCAGGGUCUGUGCUGCAGCCCAGCAGACUGAAUUUCCCCUCCCUGCCACGGGUCUGAAUUGAAGGGGUCCGCGGGCUCCAGCUUGCCCUGUGACGGAGCAGGAGAGGACUCCUGAUCACACUGCGCAGGGGACGGAGUGUCCUCUGGCACCCCAAACACCAGCAGAACAAGUGUGGGGUGAGCAGUUACCACUCGCUCUAAUAAACGUUUGUUCUGGCUGCGGGC
Messenger RNA from Oxyura jamaicensis (ruddy duck), 1663 nucleotides. It is a transcript of the gene NFKBIE, whose product is annotated as NFKB inhibitor epsilon. The transcript has 6 exons. NCBI's taxonomy places the organism in Eukaryota, Metazoa, Chordata, Aves, Anseriformes, Anatidae. The record is from RefSeq and is a predicted model, not a curated record. Gene Ontology annotation, molecular function: protein binding. The coding region runs from base 137 to 1207 and encodes 356 amino acids.